AUGGCUGAAUGGCAGUAUAACCACUGUUAUUUUAGUGAGAAGGCCAUGAAUACAGGGACCAGUAGAGGGGUCACAUCCGGGGGCCGCCCCGGGAACUCACCCCCCUCCCCCGGCGCCCCUCCCCUGCGGCACCACGCUUCCUGUCAAAACAAACCCUUGGGGGAGGGGACGGCCCAGGCUAAGCCCAGCGCCCAGGAAACCCAGGCGACAAACCCCAAACACAGCGAGCGACCCCGCCGGGCUCCACCGUGGUUCGAUUCCCCCGGGCCCCCCCCGACUCCAGGAGGACUGGGGUGCGGAGGUGGUGCCUCCCCCGGCCCCCCACCCCCGGGGGCCCCCGACAGCCGGCCGCAGCUCGCGGCGCUGUCGCUGGCACCCGCCCAGCGGGAGGUAAACAGCGGCCCAGCGGCCCCGGCGCCGACCCCGCCGCCCCGGGGACCCUCAGCCCGCGUCCCCUUCGACACCUGCCGCGACCCCUCAGUGUCCGCGUCCCGCUCCCACGCGGGACCGCGAUUCGAGGUCAGACAAGGGGACCGAACGUCCUCCGCCGGCCCGCGCCGCCUCGGCCGGGCGCUCCACCUCCUCUUCUACCUCGCCCCGGUGGCCGCCGUCGCCUUCUCCGGCUGGUGCGUCCACCACGUCCUGGACAAGGUCCAGCAGGUCCAGAGCAGCCACCAGGACUUCUCCCGGCAGCGGGAGGAGCUGAGCCAGGGCUUGCAGGGCGUCGAGCAGAAGGUGCAGUCUCUGCAAGCCACGUUUGGGACCUUCGAGUCCAUCUUGAGAAGCUCCCAGCAUAAGCAGGACCUCACGGAGAAGGUGGUGAAGCAAGGAGAGAGUGAGAUCAACCGCAUCAGUGAAGUCCUGCAGAAGCUGCAGAACGAGAUCCUCAAAGACCUCUCGGACGGCAUCCAUGUGGUCAAAGAUGCCCGAGAGCGGGACUUCACGUCCCUGGAGAACACGGUGGAAGAGCGGCUGACGGAGCUCACCAAGUCCAUCAAUGACAACAUCGCCAUCUUCACUGAAGUCCAGAAGAGGAGCCAGAAGGAAAUUAAUGACGUCAAGGCAAAGGUCGCCUCUCUAGAAGAAUCCAAGGGGCACAAACAGGAGCUGAAGGCCCUAAAGGAAGAGGUGGAGAAGAUCCAGACCUCUGUGAAGUCCAGGGACCGGGACAUGGAGGCCCUGAGGAGCUCGCUGCAGACAAUGGAGUCUGACAUCUACACAGAGGUGCGGGAACUGGUGAGUCUCAAGCAGGAGCAGCAGGCAUUCAAGGAGGUGGCGGACACAGAGCGUGCAGCCCUGCAGGCCCUUUCUGAGAAACUCCUCCAAGCUGAGGAGUCUACCUCCCGCCUCCCCCAGGAGAUCAGGAGGCUGGAAGAAGAGCUACGCCAGCUGAAGGCCGAGGCUCAGAGGCCCCAGGAAGAUGGUGAUUUGCAAAGCUUCAAUGCCUUAGAUGCUCUCCAGAAGAAGAAUCAGGGACUGGACUCCAGGCUCCAGAGUGUAGAGGACGGAGUCCAUUCAGUUCAGGUGGCCUCUGCACGCCAGACCGAGAGCCUAGAAUCACUCCUGUCUAAGAGCCAGGAGCACGAACAACGGCUGGCUAUGCUCCAGGGACACCUAGAAGGCCUGGGGUCCUCCCCUGGGGCAGACAAGGAUGCCCUGGCUGGCACGGUGCGGAGCCUGGGGGAGGCCCAGCUGGCCCUCUACAGUGACGUGGAGGACCUGAAGAGAAGUGUGGGCGAGCUACCCAGCACCAUGGAGUCGCUGCAGAAAGUCCAGGAGCAGGUGCACACGCUGCUCGGCCAGGCCCAGGCCGCCCAUCUGCCUCCUCAGGAGUUCCUGGACAAACUUGCUUCUCUAGACAACCUGAAAUCCUCAGUGAGUCAAGUGGAGUCAGACUUGAAGAUGCUCAGGACUGCCGUGGACAGUUUGGUCGCUUACUCAGUCAAAAUCGAAACCAACGAGAACAAUCUAGAGUCAGUCAAGGGUUUGCUAGAUGACCUGAGGAAUGAUCUAGAUCGGUUGUUUGUAAAAGUUGAAAAGAUUCACGAGAAGAUCUAAAUGGACUGUGUGUGUGCAAGGCGCGUCCCAUUUCUCAUGACCAAAAAAAAAAA
Dipodomys ordii (Ord's kangaroo rat) is the source of this 2111-nucleotide messenger RNA. It is a transcript of the gene Ckap4, whose product is annotated as cytoskeleton-associated protein 4. Gene Ontology annotation, cellular component: rough endoplasmic reticulum. NCBI's taxonomy places the organism in Eukaryota, Metazoa, Chordata, Mammalia, Rodentia, Heteromyidae. The transcript has 4 exons. The record is from RefSeq and is a predicted model, not a curated record. The coding region runs from base 1 to 2058 and encodes 685 amino acids.